This is a messenger RNA of Closterium sp. NIES-65, 3009 nucleotides long. Lineage: Eukaryota; Viridiplantae; Streptophyta; Zygnematophyceae; Desmidiales; Closteriaceae. The record is from the annotation of a GenBank genome assembly.
AUGAUAUCAUGCGGAGAGGGUUUCCCGCCAGGUUUUCGGUUCCGGCCGACGGACGAGGAGCUGCUGUGUCACUACCUCAGGCGGCGCGUGGAGGGCCUUCCCAUCGCAUGGAAUGCGAUCGGCGACGUGGAUCUGUACAAGUCCGAACCUUGGGAACUGCCAGUGCAAUCCCGUUCUGCUGGCCAAAGCAAGUCCAGAGCAACCUGCCCUAUUCCUGGCGAUGGCGAAUGGUUCUUCUUUGCAGCCCGCGACCUCAAGUACCCAUCGGGGUACAGGUCUAACCGCGCCACAACUGCUGGGUACUGGAAGGCAACUGGGAAGGACAGGCCAGUGCACGUGCGGCUAUUAGGCGGCAGCAGUGGUAAUGAGGGCAAGGGGGAGCAGACAGUCAGAGUGGGAUUAAAAAAGACUCAUGUCUUCUACAUGGGCCGAGCGCCAGGAGGGGACAAGACUGACUGGGUGAUGCACGAGUACCGGCUGGCAGAGGAUUCGCCUGUAGCUGGACCGGCUUCUACAGACGUGGCACGCGCUACAGCUGCAGCAGGGGAUUUGGACCCUCCAGAAGCUGCAAACGCAGAUGUUACGCGUGAAAGCAAUGCAGCUGGAGUGGAUUCAGGAGAUGGUACUGCCAUAUGCCGAAACAGCAGUAGAAAAGAUAAAGCGACCGGCACUGACACCAGAGGUCUGGAAGCUGCGGUUGGUGCAGGUGGUGCUGCAGAUGGUGGGCUAGCCAGGAGCAGCAGCAGCAACAGCCCCAAAGCUAGCAGCCCAAAGGCCGAAUCUGGCAGUGACCGACGGAUUGGCACGACAUCGUGGGUGGUUGUGAGGGUGUUCAAGCGAAGCUCCCUGACGGCUGAGGAGCAAGCGGUGGUGCCACCGCAGGGGAUGGUGGCACAUCAAGCAAUUGCGGCACAACAAGCAAUGGUUGCACAGCAAGCAGCGGUAGCACAGGCUAUGGUGUCCCAGCAGGAGAUGGUAGAACAGCAGGCAGUGAAGGUGCAGCUACAUGAGGGUAAUAAUUCUCCAACUACCCUUACAAGGAGCCAGUCCCCCAACUCCUCCUGCUCCGCAAUGCCUGUGGAUGUCCAGAGCAGCGUUGUCGCAAGCCGAGCAGCAGAUGUGGAUGCAGCGAUGCCUGUGGGUCUGGAGGAGGAAAACGUAUCAAUAGUGGCAAAAGCUGCAAGAACAGGAGCAGCGGAGGAAGAUUCAGUACAAGCAGUAGCGAUGGAGGUAGAACGAACAGGAGCAGCAGGGGAAGCAGCAAUUGAUGUUAAAAGAGCAGGAGCAGCAGCUAGUGUAGCAGUGGGAGCGGCAGAUUUGGCAUCAGUAAAAAUGGAGGAAGCAGGAGUAGGAGCAGCAGUGGGAGCAGAAGUUGGAGCUGGUAACCUCUUUGCGCAUCCAGGUCCUGCCUCCCCUCUCCUCAAUCCGCUCAGCCCGCACUCUGAACACUCCCCUGCCCCAUUGCCCUUCCCCCAGCCCAUUGCUGGCAACAGCAGCCACGCAGAGCAGCAAGAGCUGUGUUUUAGACGCCAGCACAGCAGCAGCCCCGCAGAGCAGCAAGGGAUAUCGCCGCACUCUGAACUCUCCCCGGCCCCCUUCCUCCAGCCCAGUGCUGGCAGCAGCAGCCACGCAGUGCAGCCUGAGUUGUUGCUCAGGCACCAGCAAAGCAGCAGGCCAGCAGGGCAGCAAGGGCUUGUGCAAGGGUUGCACACGCAGCAGGGAAACAGCCAGCAAGAAGAGGGGUUCUUGAAAGGUCAGGUCUACCCCGAGACCUUGCCAUCCUUCAAGCACUAUCUGACUGACUUAAAGCCACCUGGCAGCAGCAGGGAUGGUGGUUGUGGUGUGGGAGGCGGGCAUGGAGUGGCAGGGCAGGUUGAAAUGGGAGAGCCGCAGCAAUCGGAAGAGGAGCAGCAGAUGCGAAAGGAGCAGAAGAAGAGGGAAAUGGCGGAAAAGCUGGACUGGAGGGUGGAGUGGGAUAGCAGCCAAGAUCAAUGGCAGAAGGAGAAGGGUGAACAGAAGCAGGUGAGCUGGCACCUGGAUCAGACGCAAACGGCCAGCAAGAAGAAAACGAGCGGGGAGAAGCUGAUGAACAGGCGGACGAGGCAGGUUACCAUUCCCAUGUUGGUCCCCCAACAGCAGAGGGCUCUACAGCAGGAACGAGCUGCUGUUUCUGCUGCUGAUGGUGAUGGUGCUGGUGGUGGUGCUGCUGCGUUUGCUGCUGAUGCUGCCAGCAAUAAGUCAGCUAGUAGUGCUGCUGGUGCACACAAGUCUCCCAGUGAAGGCGUCAACCAGUAUCACUCACCCUUCCGUCCCUCCCACAGCCUAGAGUAUGCGCAACCCCAGUGGUUGGAGGGACAAGGGGGGCGACAAAGGCUGUAUGGCAGGAAUCCAAGCGAAUCUCUGCUGCAUACGAGUCUGUGGGAGAGCAGAGAAAACGAGGUGGCUGGAGAGGGGGUGGAAGGAGAGAGAACGGGAGAUUGGAGUGGUGGGGAUGGUGGCUUAGAGGAAAUCGUUCGCAGCAGCAACUGGCGUGUAGGAGCACAGGUUUCGGGGGUGGAGAACAAAGAAGAAGGCUUGAGAGGAGGGUUGGGACUUGCAGAAGCAGCAGCAAGGGUAGAACCAACCAGUGCAGACGUGGCGACAGCAGGGGUGGGAUUUACAGCAGCAGGAGUAGCUAUGGAAGCAAGAGGAGGAGGAGGAGGAGGAGGAGGAGGAGGAGGAGGAGGAGGAGGAGGAGGAGGAGGAGGAGGAGGAGAGGACAUGAUGACAUCGGGGUAUUCCAUGUUCACACCCAUGCAUGAUGAGUCUGGAAACCCGUUUACAUCAGAGGAGGGGAAUGUUGCCAACGUGGGUGCUUAUCCCAUUUCCAACGCCGCCGGUAGCAGUCAUGGCAUGUGGCCUAAGGGGCAUGAGGAUCUGUUGCUGCCUCAUGGAUGCCUGGGGAUGGGGUGGGCUUUGACCAAGUGGAUGCCUGGCAAUAGGGUGGGCUUUGCAAUCGUGGAGGCUUGA